Messenger RNA from Klebsormidium nitens, 4517 nucleotides. The record is from the annotation of a GenBank genome assembly. Lineage: Eukaryota; Viridiplantae; Streptophyta; Klebsormidiophyceae; Klebsormidiales; Klebsormidiaceae.
CUGCAGCACCAGUGCAGGCUGCAGAGCAAGACGGCGAACGGCGCAUGCAGCACAGGCAAUACGGUACCGUAAUUUCAUGCAGCCCCCUGGCCCUGUAAGAGUUGUAAACUGGCACGGCCAAGCUAGGGUUUCUGAGGUCCAGGAGUCUGCUUAAUUGUGGGGGCUUUGCUUCCAAUCUUCAUGUGCUGCAGCUAAGCGGAAUUGCAGCUGCCCGAAUUACGGUAGAAGGAAAUUGUAUGCGGCAGAUACGACAAGAAGGGAAGAGAGCCUGGGUACAGUUUGUCAUUGAAAGAAGUUGACUCAGUUUACCCACAAGGGAUUGGACCACAAGGUCUUCUAGAAUCAUGGCGGACCUCAGAAGGAGCACCCGUGCUGCUGCAACUAAUGUCAAAUCAAUGCAAGAAGCUCUAUCAGAUGAGGAGGCGUCUGAUAGCGGUGAUGAGUUGGACUUUGGAACAGACAAUGGAGCCAGGGUUGGAAGGGCAGGCAAAAGAGGAAGGAAAUCUUCCAGCAAGGCCUCCACUCCAAAGACAGAGGCUCCUGGAACAAGCAAGCGCAAGCCACCUCCCCACCCCAACACAGCAAGAGGGGCAGAGAAGAAGCAGCGGGUUGGGGAGACUGCAGCAAAGGCACAGAAAUCAGAUGCGCCCGGCUUGGAGGGGAUAACACUCCUUGAUGUGGUGAAGGAAAAGAGCGCAGCAAUCCCAUCUGCCGUCGGACAAUUUGUGGGCCGUUAUGAAAGGAACCCCCAGGCGGCGAUUGCAGAGCUCCUAACCUUUCUGGUCCAGGCUUGCGGAAGCAGCGUAAGUAUCCCUGAGGAAGAUCCAAUGGACGAGAGCGACAUUGAUGAUCUCAUCAAGGACGUUGUGUCAUCCGCGGAGGAGGGGCAUGUGGAGACUUACCUCGUCUCAAAGGACAAGAAGCUGAAGCACUUUCGGCAGAACCUUCUCGACUUCUGGGACCUCCUCGUCUUGGAGUGUCAGAGCAACAUCCUCUUUGAUGAGAAGCUGUUCGACAAGUGCAUCGGCUUCAUCAUCGCAAUCUCUUGCACUGGCGUGAGGACAUUCCGUCAGGUCGGGACGUUGAUUGGUCUUCAGCUCGUCUCCUCCCUGGUGACUGUGGCCAAGUCAUGCACGGAUCUGAGGGAGACCACUCAGCGGCAGCUGCAGGCAGAGAAGAAGAAGAAGAACGCAUCCAGAGUGGCCGACCUGACCAAGACGCUGGAAGAAAUGCACUCGAAGACUACUGCGACUGAGGAGCUGAUGCGGAAACUGUUCACGGGCGUCUUCAUGCACCGGUAUCGCGAUGUCGAUGAGUUCAUCCGGGCCAACAGCGUGGAGGCCCUGGGGUCCUGGAUUCUGGAGUAUCCGUCCAUGUUCCUUAAGGAUCUGUACACAAAGUACCUCGGCUGGAUGCUCAACGACAAAGAUGCGCACGUCCGCCAGACUGCGGUGAUCGCCCUGCGAAACCUGUACGAGGUGGAGGACAACAUUGCGUCGCUGGAGCUCUUCACUCAGCGCUUCUGCGGGCGGAUGCUCGAGCUGGCGGAGGACAUCGAUGAGGACGUUGCGGUCGAGGCCGUGAAGCUCAUCAAGGAGCUCCUCAGGCACGAGCUACUGGAGGAGCAGGACACGAGCCGGCUGUACGAGCUGCUGGUGGACGAGUCGGCGCAGAUGCGGCACGUCGUGGGGGACCUCGUGCACGACCAACUCGUCUCGCAGACGCUGGUCCAGGGGAGCACGCCCACCGGCAAGAGUGCAAAGGAGAGCAAGACCCCCGAGGGCCAGCUCAAACGGGUAAUGAACAUCCUGGCAGAGUUUUCCGGCAACAGGGCCCUGUGCAGCUACGUGGUGGACGCACUCUGGGACUCGACGCCAGUGCUGCAGGAUUGGAAAACGGUUACGAAGCUGCUUCAGACCGAGAAGGCCAAGGACGAGCUGUCCGAAUCUGACGCCACCAAUCUGGUCCGGCUACUCAAUGCUUCCGUCAAAAAGGUGCGCGGGGAGUCGCUCGUGAAGGAGACUGCGGGCAAGACAGCGCACCUGACCAAGGCCCAGAGGGAGGCGAUGGAGAGCAGGGAGGAGGAGCUGACGGUGGCGAUGAUGAAGGCGCUGCCCGGCCUGCUGCGCAAGUUCCAGGCGGACAAGGCCAAAGUGGCGGACCUUGUCGAGAUCACUGCGUACCUCAACCUCGAGCUCUACUCGCUCAAGCGCCAGGAACCGGUGUUCCUCUCGAUGCUCCAGCAAGUCAAGGACAUUUUCUUCAAGCACACGGACGCGGACACUCUACGCGCCUGCGUCCGCGCGUUCAAGUAUAGCGUCCAAGAGGGCAAGGCCGAGCUGCAAGACGGGGCGCAGCGGGUGGUGUCAGAGGUGGAGGCCGAGACUGUGAAGAGGGUGAAGGCAGCCGUCAAAAAAGCGAAGAAGAGCGAAAACCCCGCGGAGGACUUUUCCCUGGCGGUGGCCCUGGCGCGAGCGCAAGCGCUGUACGCGGAGCACCGCCCGUCGGACGAGAGCGUGCACCAGAGCGUGCUGGAGCUGCUGGACGAAGUGGACGGACUCGAGGAUGAUGUCGUUCGCAUGGCGUUGCGCCUCAUCUUCCUGCAAGUCGCCUGGAGCCUGAGCGCACUCGACAAGAAGAGCCCCUCAGACGAGUCCCUGACCCACGUGGUCGAGUUACGGGACCGUUUGAUUGAGCUGGUGGAACUGGCGGUGGACAACUCGCUGGAGCUCUGGAGCGAGGAGAGCCUCCAGUCGAAGCUCGCGGCAGAGGUAUGCGACAUCUUGGCAGACACGUGGGCGAUCUUCAGCGCAGCUAAGCUGAAGGAUACGAACCUUGAGCGGCUUGGUUACACGCCGUCCGACAGCCUGGUGCGCAAGUUCUGGGACCUGACAGAGAAGAGGCUGGACGCUGCAGCCGAGGAGAUCGACGAGGACGAGGAGCAGGUCGCUGGCGAGGGUGACGACAGCUUGAAACACGAGGUAGUACUGCCCGCCGCCAAGCUGCUCAAAUGGAGCCUCGUCCCAAAGGACUUCCUCGCCCCCGAGCUGGUGUCGCACUUCGUGUCGCACGGCAAGCCCACCGCUGACGUCAUCAAGGCCAUGACGCGCCGCUCCGAGGACCAGUGGCGGACGUACCUCGAGGCGCUCAAGCGGGCGUUCAAGCGCUUCUUGGGCGCGACCACGGAGGACGACGACUACGCGUCAGAGCCCACAUUCAAAGAGUUCAAAGACCUGGCGCACCGCAUUUCCUCCGUCUACGCCAGCUUUGCCAAAGCGCAGCUGCGGCCGGCGAUCCUAAAGAUCGUCAAGGGCGGAAUGGAAUACGCGUUCAGCAGCGUCCCGCGUACGCUGCCGUUCCUCGAGGGUGCGCUCGUGCUGUUUGCGGUGAAGCUGGAGCCGGCGGACAUGCGCGCGCUGAUCGCUGAGGCGAACACGCGUGCGGGCGACGUCGACAAGGAGGAGAACCCGCACGCGUGGCGGCCGUUCAACAACUUCGUGGAGACUCUCGAGGCCAAGAGCGCAGACAACGGCGGAGCGAAGGCGGGCGCAGCGAAGGGCAAGAGGAAAUCACCCGAUGGACGCAAGCUGGAGUUUGAAGAAGACGAGUCGGGAGAAGAGCCUAGCGGGGCGGGGCCAGCGACGCCAGGCGACCAAACGGAGCAGGAAGAAGAGGAAGAGACGCAGCCUUUGCGGGACCCUCGGCGGGAGCGCAAGUCGAGCGGUGCCGCCGCGGCACAGUACCAACGCAAGAGCGCCCAAAAGACGCGGGCUCCGGAGGAGUCGGAAGAGGACGAGGAGAGUGCGCGGAAGCGGCGGGAAAAGGGCAAGGCGAAAGAGGUGGAAGAGACACAAGACGAGAUUGAGAACGACGAGCCGUCCAGCAAGCCCGACGAGAACGACGAGGAAGAAGAAGAAGAAGCACAGGGCACCGGCGAGUUCGGCUCGUACAAUGCAACCGAGGAGCAGCUACCCACGCGGCGGAAAGCGGAGCGGCCGCAAAUGAAGCCGCUCUUUGGCAGCGAGGAGACGGAGGAGGAGGCGGGCGAGUCUGACGCUCCGACACAAGAUCAAGAUGCAGAAGAUGAAGAAUUGCUGGCCAUCAACAUGAACGCGAAGAGGAAGGCACCAACCCAAGGUAGCCAAUCACCCCUUGGGGCCAGUGCUAGCGCAGGUGGCAGCGAAGAAGCGGAACCUGUGGCUUACAAGCGCUCAAGAAAAGCUUAAGGCAGGACGUUGGCCGACAGAUGUGAUGACACUUGAUACAUGGGAGUCGGUCUUGAUGUUUGCAAUGUCGCAAAUACUUGCAUAAGUAUGUAGCCCUGUCAUUUACAGAGAAAUCGACCCGUCUAAACAACAGUAAUAUUCGAUUUGAAGGAAACAUGUUCUCGUGCUCAAGGACAUCUUGAGCACGAUGUUCUGCGGCCAGAUAAGUGCCAUUUCAGGUACACAUCCUAUUCAGCAUCCAUAUUCUUCGGAUGCAAAUGGGCUGUGAGGCGCUGAAAUGAAUGGGCGGAC